AUGCCAGAUACCAAGACUCGAGAGCCCUAUGUCAGGCUUGCUACAACAUCAGAAUUCAACGAAUUCAUUGACACUGCGCAAAGAGCAUUUAUCGCUGAUCCCGUUUACAAUUACUUUGGAAACGUCAAAAAGUUUCUAGAUUUAGAGAAAGAUCUGAAGCCAUGCAAACCCAGACGAGCAAUGAUAGCUUUCCUAACGAAGGCAUGCCAUAUCAUUGGAGGACGAAUUACAGUUGUUGUCGAGAAGAAAGAAGGUUCGGAAGAGGAACGUAUCCUCUCAGGGUGUCUCUGGCUUCCACCACAUAAACGUCUGGAGGCUUGGAUGGUACCCACCAUUGUAAGAGCAGGAAUACUUCCGGUUCUGAAAGGUUGGGGUAUGACUGGUUUCAGACGCAUCGUGUUUGGCUAUCAAUCAGCUGCUGAAAAAAAGAUGAAAGAUGUUUUCAAAGCUGCAAAUUCCAAAGCUUCUCCUGAGGAAUCGUGGUACCUGGCGCUUGCAUUUACAGCACCGGAAGCUCAAGGAAAAGGGUUUGUUUCGCUCCUCAUUCGGGAGCAUAUUGCCUUGACUCCUAAUGCAAUUCUUACCCUUGAGGCCACGUCGAAAAAGUCUCGGGAUAUUUAUGCUCAUCUAGGCUUUGAGGCAACAGGAUUUGGAAAGGGAAAGGUUGACGCCCGCGGAAUCAACGCCAAAAAGGAGGAAGCAGUCGGCGUAGAAGUCUGGGCAAUGGCGAAGACAUUAGCAAUGUAG
Molecule: messenger RNA, 747 nt
Organism: Psilocybe cubensis
Lineage: Eukaryota; Fungi; Basidiomycota; Agaricomycetes; Agaricales; Agrocybaceae
Exons: 6
Coding region: 1-747 (248 amino acids)
Source: RefSeq, a predicted model, not a curated record